GCAUCUGAACUUCUACCAGUAUAUAUGGUAUUCUUUGCGUAAUUUUAACGUUGCUUCCUCUCUUUGAUUUUCUAGUCUUUCAACUCUGUCUAUAGAGACCAGAGACUAGACUCACCAAGUCAGCAAUUUACAGUGUUUAAUCUUUGGCUAUUUAAGUGGUGCAAAUAGAAGUAUAUCAUCUAAGUUUAGAAUGGCUCCUGGAGGUGGUGCUAGUUGCAAAGAAAUUAUAGAAACAUGGCAAAAUUUUAUAAGUUGUGACACAACAAAUACACAGCUAGAGAAAAGUAUUACAUAUCUUGGUGAAAAGUUUAGAAAGUCUUCAAUUCAUAGUGUUCAUGAGUUGCUUGAGUGCCCAAUCUGCACAAGGUCCAUGUAUCCUCCAGUUUACCAGUGUCCAAAUGGCCAUACACUAUGCACCAACUGCAAGUCUGGAGCACAUAAUUGCUGUCCUACUUGCCAAGUUGAACUUGGAAACAUAAGGUGUUUAGCCUUGGAGAAAGUAGCAGAGUCAUUGGAAUUGCCCUGCAGACAUCAAAAUCUUGGCUGUCACAAAAUAUUACCCUACUAUCGGAAGCUCAAACAUGAACAACGUUGUAAAUUUCGGCCUUACCAUUGUCCAUAUGCUGGAUCAGAGUGCUCCAUAAAAGGGGACAUUCCAACACUCAUGUUACAUCUUAAGGAGGACCACAAGAUUGAUAUGCAUUUUGGAUGCACUUUCAAUCAUCGAUAUGUCAAAUCAAAUCCAGAGGAAGUUGAGAAUGCAAUAUGGAUGCUCACAGUUUUCGACUGUUAUGGAAAACAGUUCUGCUUGCACUUUGAGGCAUUUUCACUUGGUAUGACACCAGUUUACAUGGCCUUUCUACGUUUUAUGGGCGAGGACAAUGAAGCCAAAAUGUUCGCCUAUAGUCUAGAAGUUUGUGGUUUUGGCCGUAAAUUGACAUGGCAAGGUAUUCCUAGGAGUAUCCGAGAUAGCCACAGAAAAGUUCGCGACUGUCAAGAUGGACUUAUUAUUCCAAGAAGCUUGGCACUUUUCUUUUCUGGUGGAAAUAAUGGACAAGAGCUUACAUUGAAAGUCACAGGUCGUAUAUGGAAAGAGCACUAGAGAAGUUAGUAGUGCAUAGGCAAUUGUACAGUGUCAAUUUUUCAGAAACUCUUAAGUUUAUACUUUGCCUUUUUUGCAUAUGUUGUAUAUCAUAUCAGCUCAGGAUCUCUUAUGAAGAUAGCAUAUAAUUAAGUCAUAUUCCACUCUGAUGUAAAAGGUAUACACUACCUAAUUUGCAUGAAAUAAAGUUAAUUUAUUUCUUGUUUUGGUUA
Nicotiana tabacum (common tobacco) is the source of this 1314-nucleotide messenger RNA. Its product is annotated as E3 ubiquitin-protein ligase SINAT2-like. The record is from RefSeq and is a predicted model, not a curated record. Gene Ontology annotation, biological process: ubiquitin-dependent protein catabolic process; multicellular organism development. Gene Ontology annotation, cellular component: cytoplasm. NCBI's taxonomy places the organism in Eukaryota, Viridiplantae, Streptophyta, Magnoliopsida, Solanales, Solanaceae. Gene Ontology annotation, molecular function: ubiquitin protein ligase activity; zinc ion binding; protein binding.